Molecule: messenger RNA, 4101 nt
Organism: Oncorhynchus tshawytscha (Chinook salmon)
Lineage: Eukaryota; Metazoa; Chordata; Actinopteri; Salmoniformes; Salmonidae
Exons: 13
Coding region: 231-3509 (1092 amino acids)
Biological process (GO): signal transduction
Source: RefSeq, a predicted model, not a curated record
GAACCGUGCCCAUCACACCUACAUUACGCCUUAUUUGGGCACAGGUGACCGGAAGUAUCUAAUUUGAUGGCGGCGGGAUGAAAGGCUCAAAGACGUGCAACAACGUAGGCUACAUCAUUUUUCUACCUAGCUCUGACGAAAUGUCGGUUUUUAAUAGUGAUGAAGUUUUCAAAAGUCACUACUUUCAACUUAUUUAAUUUUUAAAGAAGACAUCCUAACUGGAUCUACCAAUGCCAAACCCCAUGGACGACCGUCUGCGCGUGGUGGCGGUGAUACACGCUUUGAAAGCAUCUGGAGUUCGCGUGAAAAACUGGAAGAACUUCUUGAAUGGGCCAUACACGAGCGACCCUGUCAGACAGGAGAACCAAUCUAAAUUUGCUUUUGGUCGGGACCUGAUAUUGCUGCCACAGUGUGAUUUAACUGAUAUGAGUGGGACAGUGCCAAAGUUCUUGGUGGAUGCCUGUGAAUUUUUAUCCCAGCAUCUUCAUACUGAAGGGCUGUUUCGAAAGACCGGGUCGUUUAGCCGGAUGCGAGCUCUGAGGACUGGCCUGGAGCAGGGGGAGCCAGUCUUUUCUCUACCACAUUCAGCCACUCUGCAGCCCUGUGAUGUGGCGUCUCUUGUGAAGCAGUUCUUACGGGAGUUGCCCUCGCCCCUCAUCCCUAUGGAUCUACAGGUGCCACUGUGUCGUGCACAGGGCUUCGACGAGGAGGAGGGUCGGCAGGAGCAGGGUGAGGAUGGAGCUCUUCUUCUCACAGCCCUGUUCCCCCCGUCGCAUUCACGGGCCCUCCGAUACUUCUGCACCUUCCUGAGACAGACGGCUCAAAGAUGUAAAGAGAAUCGUAUGGAAGUGGGCAAUCUGGCUCUUGUGAUUGCACCUAAUCUGCUACAUUGUCCAGCUGGGGGCUCUAAACUGACCGCAGGUACAGAGAGACGACUGCAUAGACAAGCAGCAGUGAUCAAGAAACUCAUAAUACAUGCUCAUCGCAUUGGUGUUGUCCCCCCUUCUAUUAUGGACAUGGCAACAGUAGCAGAGUCCUCCACACCCCCAGUUGAUGGGGGGAGGUUUCAGGAGAGGGCAGGACUUGGUGUGUUUAGACUUUUAGUACAUCAAAGGAGGCGCAGUGUUGGAGAGAUAUUUGUGGAUGCUCUCAGUAAAUUGAAGACAGGCCGCACUCACACUGACCUUUUACAUCCCCCAGACAGUCAGCAAAAUACAAAGACUGCUCACCACAACACACCUGAAACACCAAUCACAUCUAAACGGAAGUCGACUGAAGAUCCUGUCCCUGAUGUUGAGAGCUCUGCUAAAAAAAGACGCUCUAUCCAUGACCUUAGAGAAGACAACCAAUCCAUGAGCAAACAACCCUCCAAUGAUUCCGAGGCGGCAGUCGGCCAAAGCCCUACCCGUAGUCACACUUCUGUCCUGAGUGGAGUGGAGGGCAGUAGGGAGCACGAGCUCUCUGUCACUCUCACUGCCCCAGAGAAGAGGAGGAAUCACAAGAAAGAUUAUAAAACAUCAAACAAGCAUCCGGUGCAGGAGGCCAAGGCUCAUCGAAGGACAUCUCUUAGAUUUUUCAACAUGACAGUCUGGAGCAGCCCUGACCCUUCCCCCACAUCCAUUGGGAAUGACACUGAGAAUUGGAUCAUGGGCAGUAUAAUGGUCACUGAUGGUGUGACUGAAGCAUCCAGCUCUGAGGUUGGACCAUCCAGGAUUCCUGUCAUAAUGACUGAUGGUAUGACUGGACCAUCCAGGAUUCCUGUCAUAAUGACUGAUGGUGUGACUGAAGCAUCCAGCUCUGAGGUUGGACCAUCCAGGAUUCCUGUCAUAAUGACUGAUGGUAUGACUGGACCAUCCAGGAUUCCUGUCAUAAUGACUGAUGGUGUGACUGGACCAUCCAGGAUUCCUGUCAUAAUGACUGAUGGUGUGAAUGGACCAUCCAGGAUUCCUGUCAUAAUGACUGAUGGCCCAGGACAAGUUCUAGUGGGGAGUGAAGUGGAGGAUGACCCUGAUAUGCCAAAUUACAGCUUUGCUGAAAAUCCCGAUCACUUCUUGGAUCUCGCGACAUUGGACUCCCCUUCCAGGACACAAGCUGGGGAAUCAUGUGAAUGCUCUGGUGUCAAGUUGGAACACGAGACGAUAGAGGAAACCGUUAGACAGUAUGAAACAAACCAUGUAUUGAGGGAUCCAGAGCAGGUUGGGAUAAAAGAGGACCCUGAAGACGUGGGUCUAAGCAAGAAGCAGUCAGAAGUGGAUAUAUCUGUCAGUCAGAAGCCCCGUCACCCUCGUCGCUCCAUCAGUAUGCCAGAGGUGACAUUGGACCAACUGAGGAUUCAAGAUAAAAUUGACAAGAAAGAGAAAACAGAUUGGAUGAUCGAGAAAGAAGAUGGAGUCUCUGGGGACACACUUCAACUGCCGGUGAAGAAAGAGAAGAUGACAGAGUCCGGACUGGGUUUUAAGAGGACACACAUGUCUGUAGCAGAGCGCAUCAGGCGGUUUAACGCUCUGACAACGCUGCUCCGUAACCCCAGGGUUCCUCCAAGGCCCCCUGAACCUCAGCUCAAUGAUGUCCUGCAUGAGAGUCAGCGGGAGGGGGGUCAGCGGAGCGUUGUACGUCUGCGCCGGCAGGGAGCACGGCGGUUUGGACGCUCCAUCAGCCAUGAUGGUGUUCCCGGACCUUGGCCAGGACAAGCCUCUAAAAAUCAUCAAGAGGUGCCAGUGGUUGUUCAAAGCCUCAGUGAGCCAGUCCUAUGUCCACCUCCAGAGCCAACUACUAGUGUUUAUCAAUUUGCCCAAGAGGGACAGUUUGAAAUCCAACAUACUCCUCAACUACAACAGGAACACCUCAUGCAGACCAUCCAGGAUUUGUGCGCUCCUCCGUCACCCAAUCCAAAGCAGAACAAGGAAUCCUGCCAAGUGACGUUUAAAGAAUCACAAUUGAAUCUCAAAGAAAGACAAUUGGAACCGGUGGAGGAACAACCAAAGGAGUCAGAGCUACAUGAUCUGCUGGAGAUGCACUUGAAUACAUGCAAUCCAAAGGAGGAGCAAGACAAACACCUCAUAGUUCCAAUGCAGGUGAAUAGACAGUUUCUGACCGACACCGUCUUAGAUGUUCCACCUCAGACCAUGGCCCCCCUACAGCAGGAGUCCAAAAGUACAGAAGUCAAAUUCCCUCUCCCUUUUCCCUCCAAGCCCUCCUCUCUCUCUCAAACAGAAACAUGCUCUCCCAUUCCCAGUGGACCCUCUCCCACACCAAUAGACAGAACAUCAACUGACCUCUACACUGCACACUUGGUGACUAACUGCUCCCCUUUCUCUGUCACGACCUUUGGCUUUAUAGAGAUAGACAUGGGGGUCAGUGAGAGUGAUGGGGGUUCUCUCCCCGUUGAACUCUCUCCAUCACCAGCCUUGCAGUUCAAGCUCCCGGCCACCAAGAGACGCUACAGAGACUCGCCCUGCUGGCCCGUCCAUGAGAUUAGCAUGGCCACAGGGGACCCAUUGCAGAUCUGAGGGGUACAGGACAGACUAAAUGGUACUCCGUAACUAGCGCAUUGGUCUUGAGUGGUAGGGUUUACAAAUGGGGAAAAUAAGAUCACUCGCACAAAGAAUGCCAUGUGUUUUUUAAAGUUUUUUUUUUAAAUGUAAUUUUCUGUUAUGCCAAUAUAGGUUAUCCUAGAAAAGUAUUUUAAAGCGGCAGUCAACAGUAGAACAAUAACAAAGUGGCCUCCCUGUUUCGGUAAAGAUCUGAGGGAUGGGGCUGGAGAAAUGUAACCACUCUCAAAUGUAUCGACAAAGCUAUGGAUGCAAGGCCUGCCUGUCCAUAAUAUAACAAUUAUAGUUUUAACCAUGUAUUGAGACCUAUAUCGUGUUUGUUUACAUUGUUUUCAAACAUUGGAGUAAAAUAAGCUUAUUUUGGGUUCUGAUGGUGUACAAAUGUUACUAAGCUGUCAAUCAAUGGGUAAAUAUCAUUAUUAUAUUAUGUAGCAACUGCUGAUUGCAGAUUUUAUUAUUGUCAAGUUGCGUUUUACAUAUCUGACUAUAUAUAAUUUGUGUAAGUGUAUGUAUUUCAGUUUGAAUAAAAUAAUUUAUUUUGAUUUAUUAA